Messenger RNA from Epinephelus moara (kelp grouper), 1385 nucleotides. It is a transcript of the gene drc12, whose product is annotated as coiled-coil domain containing 153. The record is from RefSeq and is a predicted model, not a curated record. The coding region runs from base 325 to 918 and encodes 197 amino acids. The transcript is spliced from 6 exons. NCBI's taxonomy places the organism in Eukaryota, Metazoa, Chordata, Actinopteri, Perciformes, Serranidae.
AAAGGGAUGCUGAAUGCAGCCCUGGAUUCCCUCCGCGCGGGCCUCGGUCACCCCUGACAACAAAGGACGCUUUGACACGUCUCAGUAAAAGUAACGAUCCAAUUACACGGCCAGUGUCCGUGAGCUCAGAAGGCACCAGCGCCCCAGUCAGGGUUGUGAUUGGCUGUAAUUAAAGUCAAUCAGCUAUCAAUCAAGCUGGACAGCUAGUGCCAUGGCAACUCACUCAGCAACCAGUGCCCAGCAACAAAGACCCAUCCCUGUAUGUCGUUAGUGUAUAGUUAGUGUGCUCAAAGGUCUGAGCGGGCAGCUUCACAGCAAGCAAACAUGCCUCCAAAGAAGAAAACAAAAAAGACCACAAAGAAGAAGCCAGAGAACAGUGAAAAUGACUUGGAAGCAAAGUACAGGCGCAGUAUUCUGGAUGUAGCCAUCCUACAGGAUCACAUUGCCUUCCAGUGUGAAUCUGUAAAAAAGGUCCAGUCUGAUCGAGUUGACCUGAGGAGACGCGUGAGAGACACGGAGCAGAAGCUGCAGCGCGAGAGACAAGACCACAGGGACGUCAACUCUGACCUCAGUCGGCAGUGCAAAACCAUGCAGACAGAGCUGGGCAGCAAGGUGAAGAGGCUGGAGGAGGAGGUCGGCCAGCUGAAGGAAGAGCUAGUGCUGUGUCAGGAGGAACUGAGGAAAGAGAAAAGAGAGCGUGAGCAGGUGGAGCGGGAGAAGGACACCACCAUAGCUGACCUCCAACACAAGCUGGACAACAUGGAAAGAGACUAUGAGAAGAUCCUACAUGAGACUCUAGACAGCCUGACUUCCCAGCUGUCUGUGGCUCGACAGGGAUGGGAGGACAAGAGCACGACCCUUCAUCAAAAUUACAAGGAGCUGCUCUCUGAGUUCGGUCUGAAUGCACAGCACAUCUAGAAGACAAAUGAAAGCAGCUGCUCUUCUCAGUGGGACACAUUUAUUUAAUGUUGCAUCUACAACUUGGUUCAAUUUGAUCAGACUGUUGCAUCUGUUUGGCGGAAUUGAAAGUGAUAUCUGCGAUGGCACCAAUACGCAAUUCACAAUUUAGUACGCCUAACACACCGAUGGAUGUUCUUAUUAUAUAAUGUUUUACCUUCAGAGCACAAAGCAGACCGACUCACCUAUGCAUGUAUUCAGUAGCUCACCAUGUAGUGUCUGUAAUGUUGUGUAAUGCCCACUAGAUGUAGCAAAUGACUGUUUACAGUCGGGGAGAUGAUGGCCACUAUAUCUCAAAUACACAGACUUUUUUUUAUUUAUUUUUUUUAGAAUAUUUUAUAUGUGUAAAUACAUCGUUGUUUUGGUGACAGGAUAUUUCUCAAGUCCAAUAAAAGUAUGAUAAUUACACUAACAUGGUAUGUAAUGAA